AAUACUGAAAACAAACCUAAUAAUAAGACAUCUCACCCAGACGGAGCACAAAAUCUCCGACUAAUUUGCACCAAUUUGAGGGGACAACUAAACGGAAGAGCAAACAUCGUUUUCCCUCCCGUACCACCAGGCCAUGGGAUCGAUGAAAAAUUAGCAAACUCAGUGCGCGUACGUACGCCAAGGUGUAAGCUUGCUCGGAACAUGUCGGACUCGCAAUCUCAAUCGCAAUCGCAGUCCAGCGUCGGUAAUCUGGCAAAGUCCUGCCCUGGUCUAGACGUGGUGGAGCAGGUCAACGGCAGCUUUGGCCGCUGGCAGCUUCGCACCAUUCUGCUGAUAUUCCUUUGCAAGAUUCCAAGUGCCUGGUUCACGGUCAUCAUCGUCUACACCGCUCCGAUUCCCUGGAAGGGUGAGCUGGUAUGCCACCCGGCCGAAUGGAAUGCCAGCCGGCCCCGGGUUGAGCGUGAGAGCCACACCCAUCCGCUGUGGCAGGAUGCACGCAGCACCGACCGGCUGUUCAAUGUGGACGUCUGCAACGCCUACUCCCAGUCCCUGGCCCGGGGAUUCGUGCAAAGUCAUGGCCGGGAAUGGAAUGCCUCGGAAUCGACGGAGCCGCAUGCUCGGUCCUCGCUGCCCUGCGAGCACGUGGAGCACAUGACCGACUACAGGUCACUGAUCGUUCAGUUCGAUCUGAUCUGCUCUCGCCGCGUCCUAGUGGCUGUGACGCAAUCCUUUCACGCCCUCGGCGCCCUGAUUGGUGGACUCAUGGCCUACUCGGCGCUCAAGAGAAUCAGUCCCCGCCGCCUGAUGUUGCUGGGCAUGAUUGGGCAGAUAUUCUGCGGAAAUCUGACUGGCCUGGUGGACACCUACCAGUUGCAUAUCUACUUCCGCUGCCUCACUUCCAUAUUCUGUGCUCUAAUGUACACUUCCGGGCAGUUUAUAUUAAACGACAUCACCUCGGGAAAGGCUCGCAUCAUUGUGGUCACCCUAUCGGAGUUGUUCUGGUCCAUGGGGCUCGUUCUGCUGCCCGCCAUAUCCAUAUAUUUCGAUGACUGGAGCUACCUGUACGUGGCCAUCUCCUCCUCCCUCAUCGUGCUGGUCUGGCUGCAUCGCUGGAUAGCGGAUGCCCCCCGCUGGCUGCUCCAGCACCAACGGGUGGAAGCGGCACUCAGCCAGCUGCUGGAGUCGGCCACCUACAACAACCGGAAGGUCCCGCUCACCCUGGACGUUCAGCUCACAGGCCUCGCCAAGGAGCUCGAGCUGAAGGCCCGGCAGAACCGCAGCUACUGCCAAAUCUGGGACGGAGAGACGAAGCGCAGCCAAGUGGUGUACAUCCACUGGAUCUGGGGCGGAGCCAUGGUCAUCUACAACAUCACCCUGCUGAUGAUACGCAACCUGGGGACCCAGCAGGUGCACGUGAACACCGCCGCCCUUGGGUUCGCUGAGAUGGUGGGCGUCUUCGUGGGCCUUUAUUUGAUCCUGUACACUCGUCGCCAUUGGCGCUGGGCUGGGAACCUCAUGAUAAUAGCUGGUCUCUCCACCUAUCUCAUCUGGAUGCUGCCGGAAACUGAACGUAAUUCCCGGCGGGUGGGCCUGGAGCUGCUUUUCUGGAUGAUUUUGAAAGUCUCCAACUCCGCCUCGAUAGCCGUGCUGACCACGUGCACGGGUGAAAUGGUGUCCAACGAGAAGCGCGUCUACCUGCUCCUCUCCGUGGUCUCAUUCAGUCGCCUGUGCUUGGUCUUCUCCCCGUUGCUCAGCUGCCUAACUGUCGUCCACCACUUGGUGCCCAUCACCAUAUUGGCCACGCUGGCUUGGAUUUACGGCUUGGCGCUGCGUCGUCUCAAUCGCUACUACUGGAACUCGGAGCAGCCGCACAUCAGCCAGGUGCCCACGCCCAACACCUACCGUCGCCAGUCGGCCAUCAUCAUGCGCCGCUGCAGCACCGCUAGCUCGGAGUGCAGUGCCUAUAGCAACGAGCUGCUGAGCAACUUUGAACGGAACAUGGCUGUCAGCAUAGCGGACAUUUGGCACAUUAACUUCCACCCUUCGAGUGAGAUUGAACUGGAAAUGGAACAGCAACAGCCGGAAGCUUUGAGAUCGCGCAGCAUGGAGACCAUUUGAAGAGCUUCAAAAAGGCCUAAAAGUAGGCUCCUCGGAUCUGUAGUAUGAUCUACACUUUAUUGUUUAUGCCUUAAUAUAUUAGUAAAAGUUAUAUUUAUAAGAGAUUAACUGAUCACAUAAAAGGACAUUGAUGAAGCAACUCUUCUUUAGUAAAGAAAAAAAAUUAUUAAACUCAUUAAUUAUUUGAUUAAUAAAUAUAAAAUGUUUGAAUAAAGCCA
Molecule: messenger RNA, 2336 nt
Organism: Drosophila kikkawai
Lineage: Eukaryota; Metazoa; Arthropoda; Insecta; Diptera; Drosophilidae
Product: solute carrier family 22 member 19
Biological process (GO): transmembrane transport
Molecular function (GO): transmembrane transporter activity
Source: RefSeq, a predicted model, not a curated record